AUGAUAUUGUACAUUAAUGCGAGUAAUGAUGUGGUUUUUGCAGACACUGUGUAUUUUCACCUUCCACCCCUCAAUGAAGACAUGAAGUGUGUUUACGGAGUGUCCUGUUAUCGCCAAAUAGAAGCAAAGGCCCUGAAGGUCCGACUGGCUGACGUCACCAGGGAGACGGUUCAGAAGAGCGUCUGCGUCCUCAGCCGAGUGCCUCUCUACGGCCUGCUCCAAGCUAAACUCCAGCUCAUCACACACGCCUACUUCGAGGAGAAAGACUUCUCUCAGAUCUCCAUUUUAAAGGUGAGAAUCAAAGCGUCUGUCAAGUUGAGCAGAUAUUCUAAAAACAAACUAUAUUUGUGGUUAUUGGCCCUUUUAUUAAGUCCUCAUUGUUUUAUGCUCUGUUUUCUCUCCUCAGGUUUAUCACCGAGAGAUUUAAUACUGCACUUUCGACACAAGAUUCUCAUCCUCUUUAAGCUCAUUCUGCUGGAGAAGAAGGUCCUGUUCUACGUGUCUCCUGUCAACAGACUAGUAGGAGCUCUCAUGACAGUUUUAUCCCUGUUUCCAGGGAUGAUCGAGCACGGCCUGGUGGACUCGUCCCACUACCGGCCGAAGAGCAGCGUGACCGAGGACCUGAGUCUGGCGGAGAGCGUCUCCGGAGCCGAGGAGUUUGUCUCCGUGUCCGUCAGCGACAUCGCCAACACUAAGCUGGAGACGGCCGCGGGGUCUCCGUCCUCCGGGAACACCAACGAGAGGGACAACCACCUCCUAAAACCCCCGUCACGCACCUCUCCAGAGUCCUCGGAGAGCGACUGGGAGACUUUGGACCCCGGUGUGUUGGAAGACAGUCCCAAAGAGGCAGCCGAGGGGAAAGAGACGGAGCUCCUGGACGCAUUUGACUCCAAGCCGGGGACGCCCAUCACCGUGCAGCCGCUGUCAGGCAGCGGGCAGGGAGGGGUGGUCCAGGGCCUGGUCUCUGGUCUGGAGGAGGAUCAGUACGGCCUGCCGCUCCCCAUCUUCACUAAGGGUUACCUGUGUCUGCCCUACAUGGCCCUGCAGCAGCAUCACCUCCUGUCAGACGUGGCGGUGCGCGGCUUCGUUGCCGGGGCGACCAACAUCCUCUUCCGUCAGCAGAGGCACCUCAGUGAUGCGAUCGUUGAGGUGGAAGAAGCUGGGGUCCACAUCCAGGACCCCGAGCUCCGGAAGAUCCUGAGCCUGACGACGGCGGACCUACGCUUCGCCGACUACCUGGUCAAACACGUGACGGAGAACCGCGACGACGUGUUCCUGGACGGGACGGGCUGGGAGGGCGGAGACGAGUGGAUCCGAGCCCAGUUCACCCUCUACCUCCACUCCCUACUGUCCUCCACAUUACAGCAGGAUAACGAGCGGCUGCUGGCGGAUUACGGCGCUCCUUUCGUCGCCGCCUGGAAGAUCACCCACAACUACCGGGUGUGGCACAGCAACAAGCAUCCCGCCAUGGCCGCCAUCACCCCGGGACACCCGUUCCAGGGCCAGUACAGUGUUGCUGAUGUGAAGCUACGACUCUCACACUCGGUGCAGAACAGCGAGAGAGGGAAGAAGAUCGGAAACGCCAUGAUGACCACCAGUCGCAGUGUGGUCCAGACGGGGAAGGCAGUGGGUCAGUCCGUGGGCGUUGCGUUGACUAGCGCCAAGUCGGCCAUGUCCUCCUGGUUCUCCACCCUGGCCCAGCCUGCAGCCGUGACCCCCCCGGCGUAUCCGGAGCCCGCCACAGAGGUCCAUCCCUGAAACCAAACCCCCCCCUGGUCCUCCGUCUCCGACUCUGUCCUCGUCCUCUGAUCUUCAGGCGACGGAGAAGCCGGAGGGUCAGUGGACCGAGAGCUGCUUUUAUGAAUGAGAAAUGGGUUUUAAGUCUGGACCAUGAAGCCUGACGUCCUGGUGCGCGGCGGCGCUACUCCGGACAGGAAGGCAAGCGCUGCGGUUAUACUAACUGUACAGUCCAUAUCCACUGUGAGGCAGAGGCUACCAGGGCUUUGAACCCAUCGCAUCCGGCCCUCUGUUUUUCUUGCUGGAUGCUUUUUCUGUGAGACACUAAACAUGCUGUCGUAGGGGGUUUGCGGUGUUCACUCUUUUGCUGCAUAUUUCUAGAGUUUGUCUACAUAACUGACUAUUUUGCUCACAGAGAAAUUAUGUUAAAACGUCCGUGUCACAGGAUUUGACCAACAGCAUGAGCUGUGGCACCUUGAAGAUUUUUAACGGUUUAGAUUUUAAAUUCAGUCUGGCUCAUGUUCAGUGAUGUCUCUAACAUAAACAUAGUGCGAGACAAAGUCCCCCCCACACCCCACACUUCCGUUGUCCCUCACUUGACCUUACUUCGGAAGAAAUAUAUACAGUUGUCAACAGAAGGAGAAAAA
Messenger RNA from Etheostoma cragini (Arkansas darter), 2384 nucleotides. RefSeq names its product AVL9 homolog (S. cerevisiase) (gene avl9). Lineage: Eukaryota; Metazoa; Chordata; Actinopteri; Perciformes; Percidae. Bases 1 to 1758 code for a protein of 585 amino acids. Gene Ontology annotation, cellular component: cytoplasm. The record is from RefSeq and is a predicted model, not a curated record. The transcript is spliced from 13 exons.